This is a messenger RNA of Durusdinium trenchii, 1320 nucleotides long. The record is from the annotation of a GenBank genome assembly. NCBI's taxonomy places the organism in Eukaryota, Dinophyceae, Suessiales, Symbiodiniaceae.
AGCCGUUUGGACCAAAAGACGAUUCUUAGGGAGUACUGCAAGUUGCUUUGGAAAGAUAUUGACUCAAGUCGUGCCCUUUCCACUAGCGAUCCAUCUCUGCAGGAUGGGUUGGGUGCUCCUUACAUUGUAAUGGCUACUUCAAGGGUGGUUUUGCGACGUUGCAACUCGCAUUGUAAUGGCUGCUUCAAGGGUGAUCUUGUGAUUGUUUGCUGCGUUCAUUGCAUGGUGUUUUGCAACUGGUGGAGUGCUUCUCGCAUUGAUUCUUUUCUGUAUGGAAAUAUAACGAUAAACUCAAUGGGCCAGGGGCUGGGGAAUAUGCAGGUACCAUCGCCAACUUCAGCUGAGGCUCCAGAUCGCACCUGAUUCUCAUCAUUCGCGUUGUGGGUGUCAACAAAAAGAGGCAGAGCAGAAGUUGAGUGGCAAGACUGCCCGGCCCAGGGAUUUUUAGCUGGGUCUCGGGUGAAGCGCAGAAGGAGGCCAUCGAAAUCAACCAGGCAUCAUGUGGCGCAUCUUGGCAACCUUGUUGUUCACCGCGGUGGCGGAGUUCACCCCGGACCAGUUGGAUAAGAUGGCGGAUUCUGUCCAAUCUUCCGCAGAGUCGUUGCAGGACAAGGUGGAGUCUUGGAAGAAUGCCAUCCUGCCCCUGUCCUCCUAUAUCCCGACGUUUGGCAGCCAAAUGAUGGCGGCUGCCGAUGAGGAGCAAAAGGCUGCAAUUCAGAAGCAGUUUAAGGCCAACAUGACAAAGAUGUGCAAGGACGUGCUCUCUUUGAGUGAGGUCGAGGCUCAAGUGUCCAAAGCCUCCGCUGACGCCAGGGAGACAGUCACCAAGGUCGAGGCUCAAAUGGUGAUGGCCCAGCCGAAUGACCCCGCCUACCAGCACUACUUGGACCAAGUCCAAAAAUCCAUCACCAGCCUGGAUGCUACAGCCACCUCCGCUGCGAUGUACACUUCAAUGAAACCAACUUGCCAAGCCCAGGCCCAUGUGGCAGCAGCCACCAGGUUGUUUCUCGAGAAGCCAGAAGUUGCCGGCUCCAAAUUUCAUCUUCCCUCAGCUUUGCUGGGAGCCCUUGGUGCUACCGUCAUUGGAUCUGCUUUGGUCCUCUUCCGCACCAAAGCCUCCAGUCGCUCCCAGGUGGCGUUGAUGGAGGAGGGCAACUUGGAGUGAUCGCCGAGCUCGUGGCAGCUGCUCAUAGCUGCUCCUGAUGGACAAACGUUUCGUCAGAGAGUUGCAGAUUGGUUGAACCGAGCCACGCUCCAGGUUCAGUGACUGAUAUCCUUUCAACUCAUUCGCCUGCAACUUCCGUCAUUUCCAGUGGUUCA